Harpegnathos saltator (Jerdon's jumping ant) is the source of this 4653-nucleotide messenger RNA. RefSeq names its product thyrotropin-releasing hormone-degrading ectoenzyme. The coding region runs from base 741 to 3956 and encodes 1071 amino acids. The record is from RefSeq and is a predicted model, not a curated record. Gene Ontology annotation, biological process: proteolysis; peptide catabolic process. Lineage: Eukaryota; Metazoa; Arthropoda; Insecta; Hymenoptera; Formicidae. Gene Ontology annotation, molecular function: peptide binding; zinc ion binding; metalloaminopeptidase activity. The transcript has 18 exons. Gene Ontology annotation, cellular component: cytoplasm; membrane.
GUCGUCGUCGUGGUCCUCCUCUGCACACGUCGACACGUGCCGCUGAUCGCGGCGGCACCGGCUCCUGGUACCGCUGAUCCCGGACCAAGCUCAACGUAUGCACUUGCACUCUGCGAGUCUCGCGCGUCGUGCCGCCUCAAUUGGACUUGAUGAGGUGUUUUGUUCGCGUUUGCUUUUCUCACGGGCUCUUCGCGUGAUAACUGGGUCACGACGACCGGGAAUUUCAUCUAGAACGAUGUCUCGUUCGAUGUCCGGGAGCGGGUUUUGCACAAAUUCACGACGAACUCCGGGGAAGGGGAUGGUGAUAUCGCGAAACGCGAGCUCUCGUUCCGCGUGUCGCGACCCAGAGGAAGGAGAGACGGCUGUACUCGCGUGGAAAAGCUCGAUAACGGAGCUAAUCGCGGAUUACGGCAAAGGCUCGUAAGAACAAGCGAAGCUGACGAACGAACGAACGAACGAACGAACGAACGAACGAACGAACGAACGAAGAGAAUAGAGUGGGGGCGAGGCACUCGUGAGUGUGCUUCUUGGCCAACAUCCACACACCGUGUCGCAGGUGGAAUACGACUAAUUGCAGUUCUACCUGCGUCACCUGCGCGCCGCCGCGCCGCGGUCGCGAAUUUCCGCGUCGAAAGAGCGUGCUCGAGUCCGAAAGCCGCCCUUGUUCUUUUCGCGCGCGCUUCUUUGCCGUUGUUCCUUCGAGAGAUAACUUUGCGCCACCGCUUCGAGUUCGCUUCACGAUGCGGCGAGGAUCCGUCAGCAGUUGGCAGUCCUACGGACAGCGAAAUUCCGAUUGCAUGAUGCAGACGUAUUCUGGUAACACCGCGCUGUCUCCGCCCAGCGAGGAGAUCGUCCAUCAUCGGAAAGGUGGUUGGUUCUUGACGUACAAAAAAGUCCUUUCCUUCAUCGUCCUGAUCAUGGUCGCCGUGAUCGUUGCCGGUCUGAUCGGCUGGAAUAUCGGCACGAUGCCAAAAACGAGAUCGUACGAUCCCUUGGCCCUGAUCGAGGACGAGACGGAGGAGGGUGACAUCAUCAUAGCCUCGAUAUCGCCUUUCGUUCAUCCUCUGAGAUACAGCCUUGAAUUGACGCCGCCUAGCCUAGAUAUGAACGCAACGGCCAAGUUCAAAGGGCGAGUCGUCGUCGAAUUCCGCAUCGACGGCACGCCAUCCUUGAACAAAUUGUCCCUCAAUGCGUGGAACGUCACGGCUACGCGUUACAAGCUGUUGUUUGUGGACGAGAGCCGCCACGCGCCGGCCAGAAGGAGACGCAGGAGACGCGCCGAAGAUGACGAUAACGCCGGCACCGCUACCCCGUUAAAUCGCACCGUGACGUCGUCUUCGCAACUGGAAAAACAGGGAGGCACGCAGGAGGAUGUCACGGGCCACCCUUUAGGAAAUGUAACGUCCUCUGGCAAUGAAACCGCUUCGCAGAACGAAACUUUGUCCUUGCCCGACGAGAGAGCCGUGGAGUCGGCGAACGCGACGACGUCUGAGCCGCCAUCCAAUACGGUAACUUUCGCUAACGGAAACCGAACGGCGACCGAAGUGGAAAUCCAGCGGUACGAAGUAGAUGUUAAUAACGGAUUACACGUGAUACACCCGGCCGUCGCCAUGAGUUCAGGGAGGUACAGCUUGGAGAUCGAUUACGAGAUUCAGCCCGACGGCAAGACGAUUUACUCGGCGAGCUUCGGCGAGGAAAAAUCGCUAACGGGAGUGCAGUUGAAGCCUGUAGGAGCGUCGCGUCUCCUGCCAAUUUUCGACGACGUGAAUCUCAAGGCUGUCUUUUCGAUAUCCGUGGCACGCCCACGGGAAGCAAGGGUCCUCUCGAACAUGCCUCUCAGGAGCUCCCGUGACACACCGGACGAUUGGGCGAUUGAUACCUUCGAGGACACCCCGUUGCUGUCGCCUUACAAUCUAGCUUUCGUGGUGGGCCAAGUAGAGUCAUUGGACGAAACGAAAGCGGGGCCUGAUAACGCGACGGUAACUUUCUGGGGCGACCUGAAAAGACACUCACGAGGGAUGUACCUAGUCGACAAACUCUACCACGUCGUCGAACAUCUCAACGGCGUGUUCUCGAUGCCUUAUCCGUUAGCGAAAUUGGAUAUCGUCGCGUUACCCUCGCGAAUCGUCGACAAUACCGGGAAUCUGGGACUGAUAUCGAUGAGGCAAUCGCUCUUCUACCUCACGCAUCGAUCUCCCAUGGUCAUGAAGACAGACGCGUUAAGCGCUCUGAUAAGCCUGAUAGGAGAACAAUGGCUGGGCGGUGUGGUAAACACGAAAAAUUGGACGGACGUUUGGCUGCUGGAAGGCUCCACGCUUCACUUGCGACACACCAUGAUCGAGAAGAUAGACCCGUCACUGGACUCCAAUCAUGCGUUCAUCGCGGACGUGCAAUGGGAUGCCAUGGAGGAGGAUGGUUACAGCAUUUCAAAGCCACUGCGAUCUAACAUCAAUCCUGUUCACUUGGAUUUCUCGGAUGAUAACGCUCGGCAUAAGAAAGGUGCAUGCUUGAUUCGCAUGUUGCAUGGCGUGAUAAACGAUACCGCCUUUAGGAACGGCUACCGGAAAUUCAUAGCGAGGUGGAAUUAUUCGACAGCGAGCGUCGAUGACUUUUGGGAAGCGAUGGCGGAAGGGAGCGUCGGCUUACCCGGGGGAAUUACUCUCUCCGAAACGUUGGACCCCUGGAUUUCGCAUCGCGGAUAUCCGAUUGUCAGAAUCGUGAGGAAUUACGACGGCGGCAGCGCUGCUAUUCGACAGGAAAGAUUUACGUACGAUCAUCAAUCGUCGUCAUCCGACACUCAGUCCACGUGGUACGUGCCGCUCGAUUAUAUUAACAAAACGAGCGGUGAUUGGUCAUCUCCGACGAAAACGUGGUUGCAUCCCGAGAUGGAGAUGGUGUUGCAUAAUGUCGCUGCUCAGGAUUCUUGGGUCGUGUUCAACGUGAAUAAAACAGGUUAUUACCGUGUGCAUUACGACGAGGAAAAUUGGAGACUCCUGGCUCAGGCUCUCGAAGAAAAUCCCGAGGUCCUCCCGCCGGAAACCAGAGCGUCGCUCGUCGACGACGUUCUCGGCCUCGCCGCGGUCGGCUUGACGAAAUACGCGACCGCUCUCGACUUCAUUAAAUAUAUGCAAAUGGGAGAACGGCAUUACGCUCCUUGGGGUGUCCUGAUGCGUCAUCUGUUGAAGUUAAACGGUCUUCUCUACGAGACGUCGGGCUUCAGCGGCUUCCAGGAAUUUACAUUGAGAUUCACCUCGCAAUUGUACUCCGACGUGGGAUGGAACAUCGACGAGGGAUCGCGGCUAACUUUGACCGCCGUUACGAUAGCGUGCGCGUUCGAGAAUGCAGAAUGUCUCGAGUGGUCCAGGAAUAAUUUCGCCAAACUGAAGGAUCACCCCGACGUCGUACCGGCGUACGCACGCGACGUUCUAUACUGCACCAUCGCGCGAUACGGCACGCGAAACGAGUGGAACUACUUUGUUGAGAGGGCAAAUUCCACGGCGGAUAGCGAGGAGAAGAAUCGCCUUUUGUCGACGUUUGCGUGCUUCCAAACACCGUGGAUCUUGCAGUCGCUACUCAGCGAGCUUCUUGAGGGUAAGAUGUACAACGAGGAGGAGACGCAGAGGAUCUUAAGAAGUUUCCCGCAGAAUCCGGUCGCUGCGCAAAUUGCCUACAAGUUUGUGCGAAAUAAUUGGCAGGUUAUCGUCACGAGAUUCGCGAGGUCCCGUCCAAUUGUAAAAGCUUUCGCGCUGGCGACGACGAAAGGUUUGACCACUGAGGAAGACUUGGACGACUUUCAGACUUUCAGCGAGGACAAUCACGAAACCAUAAAGAUCGUGGGAUACACGAUGGCGAUGGUCGAGGCGCACGCUAAUUUCGCGAUCAUGUGGUUGAAGGAGUCCUUGCCGGAGAUCCAAGAGUGGCUGACGGCGAACAACUUCACAGAGAUAUCGACAUGAAUAUCCAUCCUCCUUUGACCGUGCGUCACGAUGAGGGAGGGAGAAUCGCGUUCCCUCGCAUCGACUCAUCCUCCUCGCGUUCGCGCGAACAACUGCGCGAGAACUUUUCUACGACAACAAGUUUUAUUUCUCCGUAUGCUUUUGUCAAGCAUGAUUACAAAACCAAGCAACAAGAAUCUCGUCCUUACAUCGUGUAGCCUUAGAACGACGGUCGUUAGUAUAAUUAGUAAUAAGUACAUAUUUAACAAACGAUAUACAUAAUAAUCGUAUCUAACGGUGGUAAUUAUUAUUCCAAUAUUUACCGUAAACUCUCGGCUCGCACGUCAUCAUGACGUUGAACGUCAUCGCGUUAAACAGCGCUCUUCUAUUGCUCUAUAUAUGUACGGUACACGCUCGUUUUAUAACACGCUAGAAUAUCGUUAUCGUUUUACUGUCAUCUAUCGGUACCGUUGUGUCCUUGCACGCGUCCUUAGCCUAACUCGUUAAAUGCGUUAAGUACGGAAUUCGCAAGCUAUCAAACACGUGUUUAAGGGUGGAAGCGAUGAUUUAUCGUCUCGGGUGGGGCUCGGCCUGUUGAAGAUUAAUGACGGCUGUUAAAUCCGAGUCCUAAACAUACAUCGAGUUCCAGUCUCGCUUCUCGCGAACAUGUUCUCGCGGAGGUUCAUCGCAGGGGCGUUUUUUUUUUUUUAGCUAGAGC